CCAAAAUGCAAAACGAGCGAGGUCCCAACUAAAGAAGAAUGGCAACAACUUUAGUUGACAGAAUGCGCACAACUCGCAGACUUAACACACAGAAGAGAACAAGAAGAACAUACAUUUAAAGAAGAUUGAAAAAGGUUUAUUGAACAUAUGGAAAUAAUUAUGUACAGCUAAAAACGCUGGAAGCGUUAAGAUAAAUUCAACAGUGUAAACAGGUUUGAAUGGAUGCAAUAAUGGAAUAGUUUUUUUGUAAAAUAUGCAGGGGUUUAUGAUAUGAAAAAAGAGCCACGGAAAGAGAAGAAAGGAAGUAAUGGUAUCUUAAGGAUGCAAAAUGAGUAUUUUAAAUUGUAAAACAGAAAACUUAAUAAAAUUAUAUACAAAAAGAAAUGAAAGUAUAUAGUUAGAAUGGAUAGAAGAAGUCCCUGUAAUUAACUGAGCUUUCUAACUAUAAAGAGGGAGAAGCCAGAUACAUUGUUCUCUGAAGUGGGAUGGGAUGAGAGGAAGAAGGGCUUAUACAGUGGUACCUCAGGUUAAGUACUUAAUUUGUUCCGGAGGUCUGUACUUAACCUGAAACUGUUCUUAACCUGAAGCACCACUUUAGCUAAUGCGGCCUCCUGCUGCUGACGGAGCACGAUUUCUGUUCUCAUCCUGAAGCAAAGUUCUUAACCUGAAGCAAUAUUUCUGGGUUAGCGGAGUCAGUAACCUGAAGUGUAUGUAACCUGAAGUGUAUGUAACCCGAGGUACCACUCUACACACAAGGAGAAGCAGCCUAUAACAAAUCCUGGAAGAUUUCUGUUUUGGUGCAGAGGAAUGGGGACAGGAAAGCACAUUGGCCCAAUUCCAGCUCCUGAUUUAUUCAGCUUAUUUCCAUGACCUCCAUUCCUGAUUGUUACAAAAUUUGACCUAAAAGAAACCCUGUGUGUGUGUGUAAUUUUAUAAUAUAUUCUUAGCCAAAUAUAUAUUUUAUUUUAUUCUAAGCCAAAUUAACUGCAGGCGUGAGAGCAUCUAUGAGGCUGCCUUGGGGGUCUCUCCCACCAAGCCCCCACCCCCUUGAGGAGAUUAGUAUAUAGCAUGUAUAGUAUCUAGAUCUCCUUAAGGGGGUGGGGGCUUGGUGGGAGAGACCCCCAAGGCAGCCUCAGAGAAGCUCUCAUGCCUGCAGCUAAUUUGGCUAAGAAUAAAAGCAGCCGCUGUAUUUCCUCAUAUUCUUUUUUUUAUCUCAGAUUUCUGGUGCAAUUCAGGCCAAGCUCCGCCUCCUUCCUGAGUCCUCUAUGUUGGGUGGGGCUGAUGGGAGUUGUAGUCCAAUAUAGUUGGAGGGCUUCGGAUUAGGGAAGACGGGCUCAGACUUACACAUCAGGGGUAGAAAUUUAAAGCUUAUCCUUAUUGCACUACCCCCAAAACCUGGUGUCUUUCAGAAGUCGUCUUCUGCACGGGCCAGAGAGGUGGUGGGUGAGGUUGGAUUUAGUACUGAGGAUUGUUGGUGGCUUGGCUAGAAAGCCAAGCGAACAUUUGUAGACCUUUAUAGUAUACAGUGGUACCUUGGGUUACAGAUGCUUCAGGUUACAGAUGCUUCAGGUUACAAACUCCGCUAACCCAGAAAUAGUACCUUGGGUUAAGAACUUUGCUUCAGGAUGAGAACAGAAAUCACGCAGCAGCGGCACGGCGGCAGCAGGAGGCCCCAUUAGCCAAAGUGGUACUUCAGGUUAAGAACAGUUUCAGGUUAAGAACGGACCUCCAGAACGAAUUAAGUUCUUAACCUGAGGUACCACUGUACUGGCUUCAAUACCUUUUAAUAUAACUCUAAUGUGUACUUGUCACUGGCUUUCUGAUCAUUCUGUUAGUUUGUUUGUCCACAGCCAGCAGAGCUUUGUGACACGUUAAACACUUACAAAUGUAUGUAUUACGGCAUACACAUCUGAUGUAGUUUCCUGACGUAACAAAUUUGUUAGGUGUUUUUUUAAUGUGCCACAAGGCUGUUUGGCAUUCUUGCUGAUAAUGUUAUUAGAUUUAGCAGCCCUCAUAUUGUCCUAAUCUGCCGUUGUUGUUUUUUAACAUUUUCGUUGUGCCUUCUGAAGCUUUAGAAGUACUCUUGCAGGAAUUAACAUGUGGAGAUGAAGUAUAUCCAUGGGAUUUUUGGGGCGGCCAUGGGAGUAAUGUAAGAAAGAAUGAAUAAUAAAAAAUCUGGGUUCAGUUACUAUGGGAGAGAAAGGGUUAUCUAGGUUAAUGUGCCCUAUAAAAUGUCUCGUUGCUGCCAUCUUUGAAAACCUUUAGCUGCCUAAAGUCUGGCACAUGCUUCACCUGUAUACAUUGUACACCUGCCAUUUUAGGUUUUGCGUACCUUUGACAAUGGAUGGUUCCUCAGAAGGAAAUGGUCCAGCAGGAGAACAAUCUGCAGCUGCGGGGCUGGUAGGAGCAAUUAGCACUUGCACUAAAGAGCAAAAACAACAGGUAGGAUAUCUGAGUGCACACAUAUUAUUUAUUUCUAUCUUUCAAAAGGUGUCUUCUAAAUUACACUAUAGAAAAUGAAAUUUUAAGUUGAUCCACACUGUGGUUUUUAUAUUGUAUUUUGUGUGUGUGUGUGUGUGUGUGUGUGUGUGAACUGCCCUGAGGAUGAAUGGUGGUAUACAAAUUUAGUAAAUAACAAUAAAAUAAAAGUUUACAUUUUCCAACCAGGGGGAUCCUCCUGUUAGAAAUCUGUCUGGAACCUUAGUAUUGAUACAAAUGUAUAACAUGCCUAGAUCUCUCUUGGGUUUGGACCCCUCAACCUAGCUAUUUAGCAGCUCCAAUAUUCCUAAGUGCUGCAAGAUGCCCAUAUUUUCAACCAUCUUUCUACUGACAAGGGUCCUUAUGGGACAAAGGAAAUGGAGGAUAGACUAUGCUGUCAAUAAAGUGAUGUGUACUUUUCUUCAUCAUCUUAAUGGGAGGGGGGAUAUAUAGCUCAGAGACAAUGUGUCACAGGUUCAGACAGUAAGUACUAGGCUGUUGAUUAUUUAUUGCAUUUAUUUGAGUUGCAUUUUGUAAAAGGGCAACUAAUAAGUUUGAUUAAUAUGAAUAAUUAAUAAUAAUAAUGUUUUCCCAUAGCAGGAAUUCCCUGGAUGGCUCACAAAGCAAAAACAAUAUUUAAAAACAGUAUAAACACAAAAAACUAUAACAAAUUAAUUUUAAAAAACCCCUAAAGCACAAUUCAAAACUCAGCUUAAGACUCAGAGAUUGAAACUAUAAAGUGUUAAUUAAAGAAUAGAUAACUCUUCACCUGGUGCUGGAAAUUUCAUAAAGAUGGUGCCAGGCAAUUUUUUUUUCUAAAAAAAUGUUUAGGGGUAUUCUCAUUUUGACUCAAGAAAAUGACCUUUUUAUUGUUCAAAUCGGGAAAAAUAAAUACAGUAAAUGGACAAAAGUACAAAGAUUCACAAAAUGUUUAGGGGUAUGUGUACCCCUGCGUCCCCCCAGAAAAAAGCACUGGUGCCAGUUGAACCUCUCUGAGAAGGCUGCUUUGAAAUUGGGAUACCACCAAUAUCUUCUCCUGUUUCCUGGUUGGCAUGGUGUUGCAGCCUGCAGCUUGCCUGCCAGUACAUCCUUGUUGCUACAAUGACCAGGUUCAGAUGUUUAGGCAGCCUUGCUGCUGCCUCACCCCUCCCAGAAAACCACAGCCAUACGGGUGUCAGGUUAAGUAAGCAGUACUCCACUGACCACUACUGACCACCCCUUUUCCUGUCAGGCGCUCAGCCUACACUCGAGUAGGAUCCUGGCAGAGACACAUGCCUGACUGGCAUGUUCCCUCCCUCCUGGCCGAUCAUUCGGGAGCUUCAAAAGCUUUCUUCUGCCCGAACAUCACAGCGACCAAUGCCAACCAACACCGGCACACUUAGGGAUCGACAGAGUUUGUGCAUUUCGUGUGACAGACCUCAGCAACUCAGCAUUUUGGCUAAUCUACUUUAUUUACAUAUAAACACACACGGAGCACUGCAACAUGGCUCCCUCUCUCUCUAGCAUCAGACAGCAAAGAGGGAAAAAACAAAGGACAAUAGUCCCACUUCACGGAACACAAACAUCCUGUCUCCGUCACUUCCCACUCUGUGGAGUCAAAGCAUAUACCGUCCUGUGAAAGACAGAAAUCCCAUGACUGCAAUCAUGGAGCAGGAAUUCUAACACUUCCUUCCACAUGGGACAGGUUCACAGUUUUAGUGUUAUGUACAUGAGCUGGAAGAACUCCAAGCAAAGCUUUGGGUUCAUGCCUCUCCCCCUCCUCCUCUUACUGUGCUACCAGAAGGACUUUGCCAGAAUGUUUAAGAUUCACUUCCCCCUAAUUUUGGCUUGCUGUUGUGUAUGAACCAGAAGUUGAACUAUUGUAGCUGUCACAAAGAGUUGGGGUCAAAUGAUAGAAAACUGAAAUGUUUGUUUGACCUUUUGCUACACCCCAAGGCCCCAGUGUUCCUUCCUGCCUCCUUUCCUGAAUGGACCAUCAGAGAUGACCUUCGUUUCAUCCCAGCCAACGUCCGGGUGCAGUUUAGGCCUCAGUUCAUUUUACAGGCAAAUAUUUAUAAAUGCUCGGGGCCUUCAGUUGGAGUUACCUGGUGAGGCGCAAUGCUAUUCAUCUGCCAUGAGAGCAGCACAAAAGACUGGUAAUUUUAGACUCCACUAUUUCUGAAGCACAUAAGAAACAUUCACUGCCUAUGUCAGUAGUUAGAAGCAAGUUCAGAACUCAGAGCAAACUUUUCUUUUUUUUGUAAGUUGGCUUCAAUACCAUGUUGUGUAUAAUUGGUUUAUAAAUCAAAUUCGGAGAUUUAAGCGCAGCUGGUGUGGUUUGAGACAGUGGGAUUCCAGUAUCUCACCCCCUGUCCUGAUCUUCAGCCUUUUAACCAAACUAUGGUAAAGUUCUAUGGCUCUAUAUGGUAGCAGUUAAUAAUCCAUUUGGCUAAUCUAUUGUAGACUUAAUUCUGUUUACUAAGGUGGGGCCUUUAGGUACACAGUUAAGUUUGUCUUGUGACCCCCCAGGAUGUGGCAGGAUACAGGGAAGGGUAAGAACUCUGUAAAUGACCUCAGAGUAUGUCACAACCACAAGAUCAUCAGUUUCAAAACAAUAUACUUCACACCAUGAGUUUAUUUGCCUAUUGCAUUUAUAUACCACCUCCAUUCCAAGAUAAUCAAGAUGGCAUGUGUAGUUCUCCCAGUCCCCACAUUAUCUUCCCAACAGCCCUGUGAGGUAGCUUAGGCUGAGAUACUGCCACUGAGCCAAGGUCAUACAGUGAACUUCACUGCUUUCCACACCCUAGUCCACAACUCUAACCACUCUGCCACAGUGUUGUUUUAACUGGGUCACUUUGUAGUUCCACAAGUACCCAAACCAAGAAAUUUAUGGAGGGACUGAUUCAGCAACUAAAACAUUCUCUGUCUUAGGGUGAAAAUAUAUAGCCGCUCUAGGGUGGGCUAGCGGCAUCAUGUGUUUAUGAUGACAUGUGCAUAGAAUCCAGUUUUACAUAUGCUGUUGCUUAGACAAAAAGUGGAUUAGUCAGGGAUGUGUGAUGCAGCAAAUGGUUUUGUUGGGGUCAUAUAAUAGGUUGUAUUGUGCAUAGGUACUGUCACUGUGCAGACUGCUAUCCUUUGCACACAACACACAUAGAGUUAUAGCUAGUUUAUUCUUCUCUUAAUUGGUGUAUUAGCUGCUUUUACUUUAUCUGCUUUCUUAUAUAUUGUAGCAGUUUUCUACCAGUGGUUGUUUUCCAUUCUGCUUCCCUGAGAAGCAGAAAUAAAUACUCAGCUACAUGGUGCAGUGACCCAUCUGACUUUUUUUUUUUUUUUUGGCAACAAAGGGAAUGCUUGUCAAAAGAACCUAUCCAUAUGUGUGUAUCAAUGUUGUCAGCGAUGAGGGUGUGGCAAUGCAAACCACAUGGAUAGCAGUAGCAAUCUAAAACAGCAGUGGGGAACCUCCAGCUGUGAGGCAUCCCAAUUUGACCUACAAGUGUGUUUUGCCACGCUCACCUGCCCUACUCAUGAAGUUAUAUGUGGUUGCCUAAAAAAAAUAUCCUUUGUGGGAUGUAAUCCAUUGGAGCAGUCAAAUACAACAUUCCUUGUUUCCCUAGAGUGGACACAGGCGGGGUUUGUGUGUUACUCCAGCCAGUACAACUUCCUGUUCCCCUGGUCUGUAGCAUCCUCCCCUUGCAUGUGACCAAAAAGAUGGGCAUGACCCUGGCUGACUCCACAAAAGAGCCAAGUCACGCAGCCAUCUUUCCCUUGAUGCCAUGCUGCUCUCCAUUUUGUACUCCUGAUGCUGCUCUCUUAAUGUAUUUUGCUGUCUGCUGGCUCUCAGCCAGCAGCACAUGGGCUCAGUCACCAUGUGGGAUUAAUUCACACUUUGUUAUGUAAUUACAAGCUAAAGCCUGCCUUCAGGGGUCAUACCGUGAACUGAAUGUGAGUAAAAUGUGAGUUACAUUUAAGGAAAGACUCUUGUGUCUUUAUUCUUUUAAGAGGGAUAAAAGGGGACACCAGGAAUAAUGCAUCUGGGCAAGCCAGAUUGGAUUGCUUAACUAAAGAGAAUUCAAAUGAAUCUUCAAACUAGCUUCCUGCUGUAUUGAGGGGAUAAUGUUUAAUCAAUAUAUCCUCUUCUACUAUCCUUAACAUUCCCACAUCCUUGUACCUGUAUCAAAACUUCAUGUGUCAGUGAUAUCACCAGGUGACCACCUACACAGAUGCCGGAUGGCAUUGUGAUGUCACGUGACAGACAGGUGAGGGGUCCCACCCACCUAUCAAAUGCACUUGUGCGUGAUGGGGGAGAUAAGGAUCUGGCCCAGAUCCUGACAUAAAGUUCCAGACACAAAGAAAACAGUCACACAUUACAAAUAUACAACGCAGGUUAACGCUUUAGCAUCUGCAAAUACAUUUGCAUCCUCAAUCAGCUCUGAAAAGUUUGUGAUAGAGAGGGGAGGGAUGUAUCCAGUACAGCUAGCAUGUGAAGGCUGCUUUAAAUCCUUCCAUGUGGCACCUGUUGUUACAUGGUGAGCUGCUUGCCCAUAGUGAUUCAUCUCACAGAUUAGGCAGGUUUGGCCAUGUAACCACAAAUAUUGGAAGAGGGAGGUUAGCAGUUCCCUGGUGGAACUUGCUCGGACUUUAUGGUUAGCCACGACGAACAACUUGUCAUGUCACAACAGUUUCCACAUGGAAGGAUUUAAGGUGUUCAGCCCUAAGCUGAUAUUAGGAAAAGGUAACAGCCCGAGAGCAAUUUAGUCAAACACAGGCAGGUGAUAUAUUUUUAGCCACAUAGGCACAUCAUUGCACAGUUGAUCGAGCAUAAGUCUAUCUAAUUCAGCAGACUGCAUGUGUUUGGCAUUUUCUCCUUCAAUGUUGCUCCUUAUCAUUUCGCUUUCAUUGUGCAAGCCUUUUAUUAGAACAGAUGCUUGUUUUUUCUGCAAUUCAAUCAUUUGACUUGUCCCUCCUUCCCCCUCACCUUUUCGAACAACUAAAUUAAUACAGUAGUCAACUACUGACUUAGAUAUUUAAAAAUAAAUAAAUAAAAGCACGACCUCAUUCUUAGCUCCCGUUUUAAUUUGUGCACAAAUUUACUAGCUUACUUGUAUUUUAUUAUGUAUCAAAAUUCAACCCUUUCUUGCUUCUGAAAAUAAAACGGCCACCCUGAAAUACUUUCCCUAGCUAUUAAUGUGUUGGCUUUUGGUUUAUUCAUUUUUUUCAGUGCUUUGCUGUAGCACCUCUGCCUAUUUUAUUGUUUUUGCAUCAGUGAUUCUUUCUGUGCCUUUUCGUUGCCUUCAGAUUCUUGAGUUGCCAGGCGAAGGGGAUCAGUGGAAAAAGAAGACGGUAAGAGUUUGGAGGGAGGCAACUACCUAGCAGAGAGUAGCAGAGUUCAAGCAUUUCCGGGGGGUGGGUAUAAAUAAUAUAUUAUUAUUAUUACUGUAGCUUCUGAGCUGAAGCCCUUGGUGUUUGAAGAAAGUAAUAUGACCUUUUCAGGCUGAAGAUGCAUGUCACAAGUGGGUUCAGAGGAUGCAUUUCCCUCCCAGUCAGAGAUAUCCUCUGAAUCCAUGGCCUUUCCCCCUGUAGAUAAAGUGUCAGGGCCCUUGGUCAUGACACCAGUACAUUUUGAGUGGUUGUCUUGGCACCUAGGCAAACUGAGGGUCUCUUAGACAUCCCAAAAUUAGCCUAAGUGAGCAACUCAAUUAUCAUGCCUGCCUAGCAGCUUCCUUACUAGUGCUAAUAAAGGUAAAGGCAAAGGACCCCUGACAGUUAAGUCCAGCUGCAUACGACUCUGGGGUUGCGGCGCUCAUCUUGCUUUACAGGCCAAGGGAGCCGGUGUUUGUCCGCAGACAGCUUCCGGGUCAUGUGGCCAGCAUGACUAAGCUGCUUCUGGUGCAACAGAACACCAAAACCAGAGCAGUGCACCGAAACACUGUUUACCUUCCCACUGGAGUGGUACCUAUUUAUCUACUUGCACCUUUUGGCGUGCUUUCAAACUGCUAGGUUGUCAGGAGCUGGGACUGAGCAACGGAAGCUCACCCCAUUGCGGGUAUUUGAACCGCCGACCUUCUGAUUGGCAAGCCCAAGAGGCUCAGUGGUGCUGCCCUGUGUUUUCUUUGUUGUCAUUUAACUUUGAUCUGGUUCACAAGUAAUGGUGAGCUAUAAUCAGGAAAAAAAACUAUGAGGAGUGUGCUGGUGUGUUCUACUCAAUCAGCAUCUCUGGGACAAACAAACCACAAGGCUUGCCUUAGUGUUAUAUGUGAAGAGCAUUUGAGGUUUGUUUCUCUCUCAGUAAACCACAAAUGGAUUCAAAGGUUUGUUCUUGGCUUACCAGUUAGUGGUUUGCACGUAAUGUUUGUUUCUCCUAUGGGUAGGCAAGGCAGAGUGGACACGAGUGCUUCUGCACAUUGCUUGUUCAUUAACUGUAAACCGUGAUUUGUUUCUGAUGAUGACUUACUGUUGACACCCAUAAGUGUUGGUUUAUCAUGAUUUUGUUCACCAUUUCCAGUAGCAGUUAGUGCAGCUGCCUGCCUGGCCAGGACAGGUUGGCUGGCAUUGCACCUAGUUUCUCCUUUGUGCAUUGGCUAUCUCCCCACCCCUGUGUUUGCCAUCUGCUCUCUCUGCUAAAUUAUGACAAGAUGAGGGGAAUUUAUAAUUCAUAAUUUAUAUUAUGGCUGAUGCCAUCAUGGUAAAAAUAAUCCUCCCCCUUGAGCAUGCAGAAAUGGUGAGCAAGAGAGGAAAAGAGAGUGAUGGAUGAUUGAACCAAUCCUUUCUCCUGCAUUGCAACAGAAAUCAGUUGGCUGCCUUUUGCCAUCCUGAUCUCGUCUGCAUUGUGAUGGUCGACCAUCCUUCCCUCCUUUCCUUCAUGCACCCAGCAAUCCACCACUGCGAUUCAUGAAGCAAUAAAGUGGGUUCAGCACAACAAACAGGUUGUGGGAAUGGCUGGAGCAUCUCUUCGCUGUGUUGUCCCCUCAUCCUGAAGUGCAGACGCUGGCUACAAGGGAGAGAGAGGGCCUUUUUGGGGGUGGCUCCUCUGUUGUGGCUUUCCUGAUGUGCACAAUGAGUUUUUGGGAUAGGCAUUGCUUUAUUGCUUUUUGUUGGUCUGGCAUUUAGUGUGAGCUCGUGUCAUCAUUGUUACAUUUCAAAUGUGGUUUUAUUUAACUUAUUGUGCAUCAUCUGGAGGAUCUAUAUUCUCAGAUAAUAAAUAAAUAAGUGUGAGUGAUAUUGAAGUGGCCAGGUAUAUGUAGGUGUGGGUGUCAAACUUCAAAUGGGGAAGGUAAGAAUGUGAAUGCCUUCCCUGUACAAAAGCAUGUCACACCCCCAGAAUCCUUUAAGUUUGGGUCUGGCUUGAAAUGGGUCCACCCUGUGCUACUGCCUGAUUUAGAGUAUUUUAUCACUGUAACUCAGAACCGCUCGUUUUCUCUUAGCAACAAAUAGAGCGUCAGCUGAAAUGCCUGGCAUUUCAAAAUCCGGGACCGCUUCUAGCAGACUUCAACCCUGAAACCCGAGAGCAGCAGAAGAAAGCCUGCCUGUCAAUGAUAAACCAGGAUUGUUUUAACAAUACAAAGAAGUAAGUAACAUGCGGCAUCUUAUUCUAUAUUUUAAAUUAGGAGUAAUUACAGACCAUCAUAAUAAUUACCAUAAGAUCAUAAGGCUGGGUCCUGAUGUUCAUAAUUUAAGACAGCAGUACAAUGCAAACUGUCUUUUAAGCCCCACCGGUUUCUCUGGAAUUUGCUUUCUGAGUAAAAAGGCACAGAAUUGGUAGUUGAUUAACAUUCAUUAGGCAGACAAGGGAAAAAUCAGAAGUGGGGCCCAAUGGUAACAUCCAUCUUCUCUUGUUCUCCAUGCUCCAACAUAGACUGUAUCCUUUUUAGUAGCCCCAGUAGGCAGGUGUUCAUCUGGAGUAGAACCACAGUUGAUCAUAAAUAUUACCUGCUCAUCUGAGGGCAGAGCUGAUUUUUCUAUCUGCCGAGGCUGCAUUCUCUUUAAAAAACAAGAGAAAAGUGCAUAAAAGAAACUGCCAUAAGUUAUCAUGCCAUCCUUAGGGUCACUGCACUCAACUGGUUUAGAAUUUUUCCAGUUAUAAUGGUAAAAUAGUAACAGACAGCUUACAUCUUUAUGGAGACUACAGUGGUACCUUGGUUCUCGAAUUUAAUCUAUUCCAGGAGUCCGUUCGACUCCCGAAAUGGUUCGAAAACCAAGGUGCGGCUUCUGAUUGUGCUGCAGGAAAGCUGUGCUCAGUUGGAAGCUGUGGAAGCCAUGUUGGACGUUCGGCUUCUGAAAAACGUUUGCAAACCGGAACUCUGACUUCCGGGUUUGUAGCAUCUGGGAGCCAAUUUAUUCGGGAACCAAGCCAUUCGACUACCAAGGUACCACUGUACUUGAGUGCAGCAAAACUUUCUCAUUCCCCUUCUUCUUUACAUGAUUUAUUUAGUACAGUAUAACAAACUCCAUGGAAAAUGUCCAGGAUUUGGAGAAAUGAGCCAUCAAUAUGCUGAUGGUACCCUUCUCUAUUUUGUUUUCGCAUCUGAAUCGGCAGCAAAUAGCAGCUUUGAACUGACUCUUAGAGACACUAAUAAAUUGCAUGAGGAGGACAAAAAAUAGUCUGAAUCCCAAGAAAACUAGAAUUGAUGGUGGUUGUGAAUUCUGCUGAUAAGGAAGCAGGAUAGGCUUAUUGAUAGUGCUCAUCAAGAUCAGAAUCCAGGACACCUCUAAUUUAUUUUAAAUAUGCUGUUUGCAAGACAGUACAGGAAUGCAAUUCCCUAUCUCUAGUUAAUUUGGAUUGUAAUUAAUCAUGCUGGCCAGUCUUUGUGGCUAAUGUUCCUGGCUGUCCCCUGCAGAAUACUCUGCUGAACCCUAGUUUGUUGAUACGUGUGCCCAUUUGUUAGGUAAGUUGUGCAACUGAUCAGAUUUCUGAUAUUUAGGGUCCCUUGCUAACUGCACAAAUGACAGCUGUUCCUAUAUGGCUACAGCGCUUAACUGCAUAACUUAGCAUGAACAUCUAGGUUACCUGUGGAAAAUCUUCCAGGGCACAGCAGUCCUUAGCAAACAUCUUCCCAAAACAACCCCCAACUCAUCCUUCCAAGUUGGACUUAGGUAAUAUGGCCUCAAGUUAAGGUCUGAGAAUCAAAACUGUUUUUUCAGUACAGCAGUACCUCGGUUUUCGAGCAUCUCGGAAGCCAAAUGUUUUGGUUUUCGAACACCAAAAACCAGGAAGUAAUUGCUUCUGUUUUCAAACUUUUCUCAAUUUUCUCCAUUGACUUUGGCAGACUUUGGAGACUGCUCAUUGUGCCUCGGUUGUUGAAUGUUUGGGAAGUCGAAUGGUCUUCUGGAACGGAUUACUUUCGACAACUGACGUACACUGUAUAUUGCAGGAGUAUCAGGAGAAAGUAUGGAGGCGCCCCCGCCGGCUUUCCCACUUUUAUUUGCUUCGUACUCUGAAAACCAAUGGCGAUUCCACGUUUUCUCUUUUACAGACUCGUAAAGAAAUAUGACAAACAUGGCCGGCUGCUUUCCAGUAAAGCGGAUUUGUGUGACUGCCUGGAGAAGAACUGCUUGGGCUGCUUCUACCCCUGCCCUAAAUGCAACUCCACCAAGUGUGGGGCAGAGUGUCGCUGCAACCGGAAGUGGGUUUACGAUCAGAUUCAAAUAGAGGCCGGGCCGGUUAUCAGAUUUCCGUUUUGAACGGCUAUUUACCUGACCACAGUUGUUGUGAAACAGAGGCUGGACUUAUUUAUUUAUUUAAGAAUAGAGAGGGGUGUUAUUCCUCCUGUUAGAGGAACAAAAUGCCUGACGUGCAAAGACGGGUAGCAGAGUUGUCAAGGUGUGACAUGCAGACCAUAAUAUUGAGUGUGGAAGAGAGCGGAGCUUAACACUUUCACCACCCACCACAUAUUUGCUCCAAAUCACUCCCCAAACAGUCUUUUCCGCCUGUGGGGGCCAAAAUACAUGCACAGCCACAUUUUGAACACUAGGUGUGUGGAGCUGGAAAAGGGCAGAUGAAAAAGUUCAAGCACUUUCUCAUAUCUUUUUGUUCACGUUUGCUCUGAGCCAGGCGUUGGUUCAUAAUAUGUUGCCUAGCCUCUGAGUUUCUUCAAUUUAAACAAGUUAGGAGUUGGAAUUGGCUACUAGGAAGUUUAUUUAAUCUUCCUCAUCUGUUAAGGCUUUAGAGAAGGAGGGGGGGCGAGAUUUGAACAUUUUCGUUGCACAGAUCCAGCUGCCUUGGGAAUACACCAAUUCAAAGCCAGCAGAAGCAAAUUAAAGAAAAAGCAGGCCUCCCCUCUUUAAAAGCUCAUUAUUACUUGACUGCAUCUAUACAUGCCUCAUAUAGACUAUUGUACCCUGUUAUUGCUCAGGUGAAAAGACUGUGCCCUCCUGAAAAUCGCAUUGCAAAGUGACUCUUGCAAACAGAAGGAAGAAAGGGGGAACCAAGGAAUUCAAGAUUAAUGAAAGCUUCUUCUUGUUCCCCAACGGGCUGCUGCACAACUCGAAAAUUGAUUCCUUCUGUGUUUAUCAUCUGUGCAGAACGAGGGGCUAUCAAAGUAAAUGUUUAAGUCCUUGAGCAAAGUUGCAGAAAAUAAAGUUGGAUCUAAAUAAU
Messenger RNA from Podarcis lilfordi (Lilford's wall lizard), 13048 nucleotides. NCBI's taxonomy places the organism in Eukaryota, Metazoa, Chordata, Lepidosauria, Squamata, Lacertidae. The record is from the annotation of a GenBank genome assembly.